Molecule: messenger RNA, 1392 nt
Organism: Amorphotheca resinae ATCC 22711
Lineage: Eukaryota; Fungi; Ascomycota; Leotiomycetes; Helotiales; Amorphothecaceae
Exons: 2
Coding region: 111-1361 (416 amino acids)
Biological process (GO): chromatin remodeling; positive regulation of transcription by RNA polymerase II
Cellular component (GO): histone acetyltransferase complex
Molecular function (GO): histone H3 acetyltransferase activity; protein binding
Source: RefSeq, a predicted model, not a curated record
UGGGAGACCCGGACCAGGUCAAUUCCAAUCGGUCUACCCCCGAACCACCGUCACCACCCGAAUCGCAGGGAGGGUCACCGGCAUUCAGUAGCCGAAGCCGAUCUAGCAGUAUGGGGCCUAUCAAGGAGAAUGGUAUGGCUCUGGAACGCGCUGGAGGCGAUUCCACAUUGACUCUCGACCCAGGCUCCAAGCGAAAAGCAACCGAAGAGCCAAACACCCCCUCAGACAAUAAGAGAAUCAAGAGCUCUCACAGCGAAGAACCAGAAACCGAUAACAUCCCCAAGAUGGCCAACGUCAUUCCUUUCCCAGAGAAGCCAGCAGUGAUUGAGGAGCGAAACGGAGAGAUCGAAUUCCGAGUCGUCAACAAUGACAACAAGCGCGAAAGUCUCAUCGUUCUCACGGGCCUCAAAUGCAUCUUCCAAAAGCAACUCCCCAAGAUGCCCAAAGACUACAUAGCUCGCCUUGUCUACGACCGAACCCAUCUGUCCAUAGCCAUUGUCAAGAAGCCUCUCGAGGUAGUUGGAGGGAUCACGUACCGACCUUUCGAAAGACGAAGGUUCGCUGAGAUCGUGUUCUGCGCUAUCUCCUCCGAUCAACAAGUCAAAGGUUACGGCGCUCAUCUCAUGUCUCAUCUCAAAGACUACGUCAAAGCUACUACGCCUAUCAUGCACUUCCUAACCUACGCCGAUAACUAUGCUAUUGGUUAUUUCAAAAAGCAAGGCUUCACCAAGGAGAUCACCCUGGACAAGCAGAUCUGGAUGGGUUAUAUCAAGGACUACGAAGGCGGCACCAUCAUGCAAUGUUCGAUGCUCCCUCGCGUUCGGUAUCUUGAAAUGGGUCGCAUGUUGCUGAAGCAGAAGGAAGCCGUGCACGCCAAGAUCCGCGCCUUCAGCAAGAGCCACGAGGUCCACCAGCCCCCCAAGCAGUGGAAGAACGGCGUCUGCAAGAUCGACCCGCUCUCGAUCCCGGCGAUCCGCGCGUCUGGCUGGUCGGCCGACAUGGACGAGCUCGCGCGCCAGCCCCGCCACGGGCCCAACUACAACCAGCUCCUGCACCUGCUGAACGACAUGCAGAACCACGCGUCGGCAUGGCCCUUCCUGAACCCCGUGUCGCGCGACGACGUCGCCGACUACUACGACGUCAUCAAGGAGCCCAUGGACCUCAGCACCAUGGAGGCCAAGCUCGAGGCCGACAACUACGCCACCCCCGAGGACUUCAUCAAGGACGCCAAGCUGAUCUUCGAUAACUGCCGCAAGUACAAUAACGAGACCACGCCGUACGCCAAGAGCGCGAACAAGCUCGAGAAGUUCAUGUGGGCCCAGAUCAAGGCUAUCCCUGAGUGGAGCCAUCUGGAGCCGUAAGUCGGUCGGUGGAAAGCAAAGGUUGUUCAUU